Molecule: messenger RNA, 441 nt
Organism: Monoraphidium neglectum
Lineage: Eukaryota; Viridiplantae; Chlorophyta; Chlorophyceae; Sphaeropleales; Selenastraceae
Exons: 1
Coding region: 1-441 (146 amino acids)
Source: RefSeq, a predicted model, not a curated record
AUGGCGGCUGUAGCGCCAAGCAGGAGGGGGAUCAGGCGCACUGGGGGCGGGCCCGCCCCUCCUCUCUCGCCCGAGGUGCGGCUGCAGGACAGCCCUGCAGCUUGGCGGCCGGCCUCGGGCAGUGGGGAGCUGUGGGCGCACCUACGCCUUGCGGUCCUGGAGGCGGCGUGGCGCCUGCCCUGCCGGCGGCAGGUGACGGGACAGCAGUUUGCAGCGGCUGACGUUGUCGAUGACGUCAUCAACGGCGUGGAGCGUGCCGUGCGCGUGGACUGGCACAGCGCCAAGUCUGACGCCCCUGAGCUAGGCGGCGCGAGCACCUCGUGGUUCCCAGGCCGGGGCCAGCCCUUGAGCUUGUCUGGGUUUGAGCUGCGGUGGUGUGGCGGCGGGGUGGUUGCUCGGGUGGUGCAUGCAGCGGCAGCCUUGCUCACGGUCCCGCAAUGA